Molecule: messenger RNA, 1132 nt
Organism: Anopheles maculipalpis
Lineage: Eukaryota; Metazoa; Arthropoda; Insecta; Diptera; Culicidae
Exons: 5
Coding region: 8-1105 (365 amino acids)
Molecular function (GO): serine hydrolase activity
Source: RefSeq, a predicted model, not a curated record
CGUCCCAAUGUUGUUCCCGCCAGCAUCACGCACGCUACUGAACCGUUGGGUUAAUCAUUUUGGCGCGUUUGAAGUUUCGGCCAAAAAUCGGCACCUUCGGCAAAUCGGCGGAAGUAGUCAAUUGUCCGUUCUGGUGCAAUUUGCUACUCCUUACAGUGGGAUCGCGCAAAAACUUUUAAAGGAAGCCGGGAACGAAUCGGGUUUAAGAGGAUACCGAUAUCAAAAGUAUUCAAAAAUGUUACCAACUAAUGCAGCAGACCUGACUCAACGUGGUCCAACCGAACCGGUACGAUUUACAAAAAACAUGACAUUCUUCAGCAACCAGAAACAAAGUUACGAAAAAGAUAAUCAAUCUUUACGAUUAAACGUGGCGCUCGAUAAGCCACUGGUGUUCAUCUUUGCCUGGCUGCAAGCGUCGGAAAAACAUCUGACAAAGUAUGCUGAAUUCUACCUAGAACAAGGUUUCGAGGUGCUGUGCGUCCACAUUACACCCUGGCAGUUGGUGUGGCCAGUUAACGGUUCCCAAAAAGUGGCGGCCGAUGUUGUAAAAUUUCUCACGAACAAUGAUUUUCCCGAGGGAAUCGUUAUACACGGAUUUUCCGUCGGUGGCUAUCUCUGGGGUGAGUGUUUGGUGAAGCUGCAGGCCGAUCCAUCCGGCAAGCGGGUGUUGGAGAAUAUUCGUGGUCAGGUGUGGGAUAGUUUGGCAGAUAUAACGGAAAUUCCGGUCGGAGUUCCACACGCUGUUUUACCUCACAAUCCUACGCUUCAGGGCGUUCUACGUAAUUACAUCAACUAUCACAUGAAGCUAUUCCACGAGGAAGCUACCCAGUAUUACGUUAAAUGUACGCAUCUCUUCCAUUAUGAGCCGGCCCUGUGUCCUGCGUUGUUGUUGGUUUCAAAAACCGACCCGGUCGGUACGGAAAAGGCCAACAGUCGGCUUCGUGGCAUUUGGGAAUCUGUCGGUGUAAAGACAUCGUUGAAGUGCUGGGAUAAGUCGCCCCACGUUGGACACUUCCACAAGCAUCGGGACGAGUACGUCGAGUUGCUGCUCGCUCACCUUCAUGCGCUCGAUUUACCUUUGUACAAUCGAAAGGCUAAGCUCUAAUGGCUCGGCGACAGGUAGUUUGGAUCA